Messenger RNA from Abrus precatorius (Indian licorice), 1902 nucleotides. RefSeq names its product probable methyltransferase PMT16. The record is from RefSeq and is a predicted model, not a curated record. Lineage: Eukaryota; Viridiplantae; Streptophyta; Magnoliopsida; Fabales; Fabaceae. Gene Ontology annotation, molecular function: methyltransferase activity. Gene Ontology annotation, cellular component: trans-Golgi network; endosome; cytoplasm. The annotation marks the transcript as partial. The transcript has 7 exons.
AUGGCCAGCGGUGACUCCACGUCACCCUACCACCCCACGGCCAAACCCACCACCACCACCCUCUUCAACUGCAAAAAAACCAACCUCUACUCUUUCAUCGCUUUCCUCUGCAUACUCUCUUACAUCUUCGGCGCGUACCAACAAACCACCACUACCAAAAUCCCCACAAAAACCCCAUGCCCCCAAAACCCCACUCUCACCCCAAUAACCACGCGCCUAGACUUCUUCUCCCACCACAACGCCACCUCCCUCACUCCCUCCGCCUCUAAACUCCACUAUCCUCCCUGCCAUGCGUCACUCGGCGAGUAUACCCCCUGCGAAGACCACGCGCGCUCGCUCCGCUACUCACGCGACAAAAUGGUGUACCGCGAGAGGCACUGUCCCCAGAAGAAUGAGCUUCUCAAGUGCCGCGUGCCCGCUCCACACGGUUACAAGAACCCGUUUCCGUGGCCCACGAGCAGGGAUGUCGCGUGGUAUGCAAACGUGCCUCACCGUGAACUCACGGUGGAAAAGGCCGUGCAGAACUGGAUCCGUUACGACGGCGACAAGUUCCGCUUCCCCGGCGGCGGAACCAUGUUCCCACUUGGUGCUGAUAAGUACAUCGACGAUAUUGGAACGUUGAUUAAUCUCCGAGACGGUUCAGUUCGAACCGCUGUCGAUACUGGCUGUGGGGUUGCUAGUUGGGGAGCGUAUCUUCUAUCCCGUGACAUCUUAACAGUGUCGAUUGCACCAAGAGACACACACGAAGCACAAGUUCAGUUUGCACUUGAAAGAGGAGUUCCUGCAUUAAUUGGAGUUCUAGCUUCAAAGAGGUUGCCUUUCCCUUCUAGAGCUUUUGACAUGGCACACUGUUCUCGCUGCCUCAUUCCAUGGGCUGAAUAUGAUGGGCUUUAUCUAAAUGAAAUUGAUCGAAUUCUACGCCCUGGUGGGUAUUGGAUUCUAUCUGGGCCUCCAAUACGGUGGAAGAAAUAUUGGAAAGGAUGGGAAAGAACAAAGGAGGAUUUGAAUGCAGAGCAAACUAAAAUUGAGGAGGUAGCUAAAAGCCUGUGCUGGAAAAAGCUAGUGGAGAAGGGUGAUAUUGCUAUUUGGCAGAAAGCCAAAAAUCAUUUGGAAUGCAAAGCUAACCGUAAAGUCACUCAAAAUCGCCCUUUUUGCCAGUCACAGCAUAAUUCUGACAAAGCUUGGUACACAGAUAUGAAGACAUGUUUGAAUCCUCUACCUGAAGUGUCCAACAAAGAAGAAACUGCAGGUGGGGCAUUGGAAAAUUGGCCUGAUAGACUAAAAGCCACCCCACCAAGGAUUUUCAAGGGGACCAUAAAGGGUGUUACUCCUGAAACUUUCUCAAAAGAUAAUAAUCUGUGGAAGAAAAGGGUAUCAUAUUAUAAGAAGGUUAACAAUCUACUAGGAAAAGCUGGGAGAUACCGCAACCUUUUAGACAUGAAUGCUUACUUAGGUGGUUUUGCUGCUGCACUAAUUAAAUCUCCUGUUUGGGUCAUGAAUGUGGUUCCUGUUCAGGCUAAGGUUGAUACACUUGGUGCAAUAUAUGAAAGGGGUUUGAUUGGAACAUACCAAAAUUGGUGUGAAGCAAUGUCUACUUAUCCUAGAACUUAUGACUUAAUUCAUGCUGAUUCAGUGUUCAGCCUUUACAAUGACAGAUGUGAAUUGGAAGACAUUUUGUUAGAGAUGGAUAGGAUUCUUAGACCAGAAGGAAGUGUGAUCAUAAGAGAUGAUGUUGAUAUAUUGGUAAAGGUAAAGAGUAUUGUGGAUGGCAUGGAUUGGGAGAGUCAAAUUGUGGACCAUGAAGAUGGCCCUCUUGAAAGGGGGAAGCUUUUAUUUGCUGUGAAAAAUUAUUGGACUUCUCCCACAGCAUCCGACAAGAAUAAUAAUAAUAAUAAUAAUAAU